UAAUUUUACGGUUUCACUCAUUGCUAACGGUGGAUGUGUUUCUUUAUGGGGUCGUGUUUUCACAUCCAGUGAAGACGCAGGACCGUUACAACGAGAAUUUGUUUGUCCUGUACGUUUGACCGCUGUCUGUGUCCUACAGUUAGCCUUAGCGGCUAGUCUGCUAAAUGCUAAUGUUGCCGAGCUAACGUUUUCGCGUAAGCCUGGCUUACGAGAAACGUAUAACUAGUAUGAAUAUUAGACCGAUGGAUACUCAGAUUUGGAGAACUUUUAUUAAGAUGCCGUCCUGCGUUUAAAGGAUCGAGUUGGGUAUAAGUUGAACUCCGACUAGGUUAGCUAGCGCGGCUCUCGAAUUUUUAGCACAGCAAAUAACAGCUGGAAGGAGGAAGUAUCAGACCAUAGCUUUUUUAAGCUGUUCUGGCCGCUGCAAAGAUACAGAAAGUCGUUAUUAGAUAUGUUCUUUGAAAGAUUGUUGUGUCAUACGCUACUAAUAGUUGUUUACUUUGUUUCAUUGUACAAUUCCGGCGAGGUUUGUUGUCAGUUUAAUCUGAAUUUAAAAGUAAAAAACAGUCGAGUCUGUCACUGCGUCGACAUACCCGUAAAUGUUAAAAUAUGAGCUGAAUGCAAACUAUCCGGAUAGAUGCACCAGUAAACGUUUAAUCUCAGUGUUAACUUUUGCCAAACCUGUUGCUCUUGCAAAUCGGUUGACAAAAAUAGGAUUGAAGGGGAAGAUUCGGCAACAACUCGAGUGAUCUUAUUUAUGUUUAAUAAGCCAAAUUCCUUUAAAUUCAUUAUUCUCUCAGCUUUUAUUCACCAUAUUAAAGUUCAGGCCAUCAUGCCCACUCUUAACAUUGAGGGAUUGUUUGUGCAGCCUAACUUUUUUUAAAAUUCAUUUUGUGUGUAAAGCACACACGGGGGAUGUUGGGUAUCUCAGGAUCUUGUUCAGAUCUUUCAUGUUCAGAUCUCUCAGACCUGAACAUGAAAGCAAAGCUGUCAAUUUACCAAUUGAUAUACGUCCUUACCCUCACCUAUGGUUAUGAGCUCUGGAUUGUGGCUGAAAAAAUUAUAUCACAGAUACAAAUGGCGGAAAUUAGUUUUCUCCUAAGGGUGGCUAGCCUCUCUCUUUAAGAUGGGAUGAGGAGUUCAGCCAAGCCAGAGGCAUUCAGAGUAGAGCCGCUACUCCUGCACAUUGAAAGGGGCAAGUUUGAAUAGCUCAGGCAUCUGAUUUGGAUGCCUCCUGGGCGAGGUGUUCUGGGUAUGUUCUACUGGAAGAAAGCCCUAGGUAUUCCCUGGACACUUUGGAGUGUCUUGGUGUUCUCCCAAAUGAGCUAUAGGAGGUGCCUGGGGAGAGGGUGGUCUGGACUUCUCUGCUUAGGCUGCUGACCUCACGAUCUGGCCCCAGAGAAGCAGGAGAAGAUGGAUGGUUGAGUAAUGCCAAGUACUGUUUGCAAGCCAGAAGCAUUAAAAACUUUCCACUUCAUUAUCAUUAACUGUAAAUGCAGACAUUAAUAGAAAUGCAGAUAGUAAUCCAUAACAAUAAAGUUUUUAUUACAGUUUUUAUUUAUUUUAAGUUUGUUCAGUGUCCAGUACCCCCAGAGCAAAUGACCAGAAUACUUUUGGUCCUUUAUAUAGAUCUGGCACAGGACUCCACACAGUGACCCACACUUGUUGGUCAGCCAAGACUAGAAGCAUAAUGUUUAGAGAUGCACUAAAUACGAUUUUUCUUGGUCGGUUCAGAUUUGUUUUUGAAGUCUGACCUGCUCAUCCCUAUUUUCUAAGAACUAUAAAUGACAACACGUGGAAAUGAAUAUCUACUCUUCAAUGGAAAAAUAAAGCUAAUUUGAGCUGCUCUCUUGCCACAAGGAGUUGCCACAGCAGUGAGGAUGUCUUUGAAUGACGAGGGGUACGUGGUUCGGAUCAGAGGACUUCCCUGGUCCUGCACACAAGAUGAGGUGGCCAGUUUCUUUUCUGACUGUGACAUCGUGGGAAAAGUAAAUGGAGUGUGUUUCACAUACUCAAAAGAAGGCCGUCCAAGUGGAGAGGCAUUUAUUGAGCUGAAAACAGCAGAAGAUUUCAAGAAUGCUCUUGCGAAGGACCGUAAAUACAUGGGGCACCGAUAUAUAGAAGUGUUCAAGUCGAACCGUAGUGAGAUGGACUGGGUGCUGAAGCGUAGCGGUCCUGCUGACUAUGACAGCUGCAGUGGCUGCAUGCUGAGACUUAGAGGCCUGCCCUUUGGCUGCAGUAAGGAGGAGAUUGUUCAGUUUUUCUCAGGGUUGAGAAUCGUGCCAAAUGGGAUAACUCUGCCAGUGGACUACCAGGGGAGGAGCACAGGGGAAGCCUUCGUGCAGUUUGCCUCAAAGGAGAUAGCAGAAAAGGCUCUGGGGAAACACAAGGAAAGAAUAGGGCACAGGUACAUAGAGAUUUUUAAGAGCAGUCGUAAUGAGAUCAGAGCCUACUAUGAGGUGCCCCGGCGGGGAAUGGGAGCCCAGAGACCAGGGCCCUAUGAUAGACCAAUGAUGAGCGGGCCCAGAGGAGGGUUUUUUGGUCCUUCUCCUGGCCGCGGUGCCACCAUGAUGGAUAAUAUGAGGAGUGGAGGUGGUUAUGGAGGAGGUUACAGUAGCUUUGACAACUACAACGGGUUUAACAACUACUGUUUUGGCAACGGCAUGUUUGACGAGCGAGUGAGAGGAGAGAGGGGAGGAAGAGGAGUGGGAAGCCAUGGUUACAGUGGUCAGAGUGACGUCGGCUCAGGCUUUCAUAGCGGUCAUUUCGUCCAUAUGAGGGGUCUACCUUUCCGUGCCACAGAGGGAGACAUCGCUAAAUUCUUCUCUCCUUUGAACCCGUUAAGGAUCCACAUCGAUAUGGCUCCCAACGGCAAGUCAACUGGAGAGGCAGACGUGGAGUUUCGCUCCCAUGAAGAUGCCGUGGCCGCCAUGUCCAAAGACAAAAACCACAUGCAACAUCGCUACAUCGAGCUGUUUCUUAACUCGACAGCUAGCGGUGCCGCUGAAAUGAGCCGUGGCAGCGGUGGUUACUAUGGUAACUCAGGAGGAGGAAGCUCCCGGAGCAGUGGGCUGCGAGGUGCAUACUGAUGAUGUCAUCCCACAGCUCCAGUCCAUCCUGGCGUUCCUGUCACGUCUCUGAAGGCCACAUUUAAUCAAUGAGCAUUUCUAAGCAGGAAAGCUGACGCAAAGUUCCACAUUUGUUUCUUUUCUUUUUUUUAAAGUCAGAAUGAAAAAAGUAAGACACAGACAUGACCACAACGAGCACUAUUUUCACACUAUUCCUAAAAGCAUACGAAGAACAACACAGCUUAUCGGAGAUAAAAAUCCCGGAGCUGUCACAGGUGCUGAACGUGGUCGACUGGUCAUGUCAAAGGGUUCAUGUUUCUUAAAAUUGAAGAUGUAGUACAGUUUAUCUGAAUACAGACAAAUACAGAAAAGAUACAAAUUGCACAAAGACAUGUCGUCUUUUGUAAUUAUAUUUUUUUGGAAUGGUAUUAAGAGCGUUACAUCUGAAUGCAUUCGUUUUCGACGACUUUAGUGGGAUGCACUUUUUUUUCUUUUUUUUUUAAAAAUUCUUCAGUGCAGCAGGAGGAGCUUCAUCCCACAGAGCAACAGCUGUGGUGUUUGAUAUGUAAGGGGUGGGUGGAUUGCUUUGGUUUGGGUAUCUCGUUGCAAGUCUUCAUAGGUUGAAGUCUUAAUCAUCUUGAUUGAAGUGUGUUCAGAUAAUAACAUCCAUUUGACCUGGACUUCAAAUCAGCUUUUCUGGUUGAGAAUGUUUUGUAAAUGUGAGCCUGUGUGUUUUUUAUGAAUGUUUUCACAGUUCAUUACAGAAUUUAAAAAAAUAAGUUGAAAUAUUAUAUUCCACUCUCAAAGAGUGGAAUUAAAAUAGUCUAUAUUUGAGCUGUAAGAUAGCUUGUGCAGCUGUUGUACAUUUUGCCUAAUAAAUUUUAUAUUUAAUUGUC
Messenger RNA from Oreochromis niloticus (Nile tilapia), 3964 nucleotides. RefSeq names its product heterogeneous nuclear ribonucleoprotein H3 (2H9) (gene hnrnph3). The record is from RefSeq and is a predicted model, not a curated record. The transcript has 11 exons. Gene Ontology annotation, molecular function: RNA binding. Bases 1881 to 3089 code for a protein of 402 amino acids. NCBI's taxonomy places the organism in Eukaryota, Metazoa, Chordata, Actinopteri, Cichliformes, Cichlidae.